Quercus robur (English oak) is the source of this 1095-nucleotide messenger RNA. RefSeq lists its product as uncharacterized. The record is from RefSeq and is a predicted model, not a curated record. Lineage: Eukaryota; Viridiplantae; Streptophyta; Magnoliopsida; Fagales; Fagaceae. The coding region runs from base 1 to 1095 and encodes 364 amino acids. The transcript is spliced from 3 exons.
AUGAUUGAUGCAACUAGUGGAGGAGCUUUGGUGGAUAAAACUCCCAAGGCCACAAGAAACUUGAUUGCAAAUAUGGCGGCCAAUUCUCAACAAUUUGGCACCAGGCUUGACCUUCCAUCUAAGCAUGUUAAUGAGGACAACUGCAAAGGAAGUAUGAUCCCUAUUCAAGCACGUAUAACUCGGGAUGGAGGGCUCACCCCAAUCUUAGCUAUGGGAAUGCACAAGCAAAUUAGCCUACGACUCAAAACCACCCAAGUUGCUAGCAAUAUAAGUAGCCAUACUCCCCUAGACAACAACCGGGCCAAACUUCUAAUUCUGGUUGAGAUUCUAGUAAAGGCAGCCCCUACAUCAUUGAAGCAAGAAAGGGAGCAAAAUGUCAUUGCAGACAAGAAUGUUCCCAAUGAUGAUGAGGUACCUAAGCGUAAGUUUCCACCUCUUUCUGAUUAUAAACCAGUACCUCCGUUUCCUCAGGGUUUAGUAGAAUCAAGAAAAUAUGAGCAAAAUAAAGAUUUAUAUGAGACUUUUCGUAGAUGCAAGGUAAAUUUUCCACUUUUAGAUGCCAUUAAACAAGUACUUCAUUAUGCUAAAUUCUUGAAAGAACUGUGUACAAUUAAAAGGAAACAAAAACUUAAAGGAUGUGAGAAGGUGAGAGUAGGGGAAAAUGUUUCUGCAGUUAUUCAAAGAAAACUCCCUGCAAAGCGCAAAGAUAUAGGUAUGUUUACUAUCCCUUGUACAAUAGGUAAUACUCAACUUGAGAAGGCCAUGCUAGAUUUAGGAGCUUCCAUCAAUGUUAUGCCAUAUUCUGUAUAUGUUUCUUUGAAACUUGGACCUUUGAAUAAAACUGGCGUUGUGAUUCAAUUAGUUGAUAGAUCUAUUGCCUAUCCUAAAGGUGUAGUUGAGGAUGUUCUUGUGCAAGUUAAUGAUUUGGUUUUCCCUACUGAUUUCUAUGUGCUUGAUAUGGAGAAUGGUGAUCAAACCACUCCUAUUUUGUUAAGAAGACCAUUCUUAAAGACAUCCAAGACUAAGAUAGAUGUUCAUAGUGGCACACUUACCAUGGAAUUUGAAGGUGAAAUUGUUAAAUCUUUAAAAAUGUAG